ACCUGCCCCCUUGGCAGAGCCGUCGUACUAUUGCGUGCUGCCGUGCAGGCACAGGCCCUACUUUAAAAUGACGAGGUCCCCUCCUCCCCGGCCUGCCUGCCAGGCACGUCCAUGAUCGUCGUCGUCUGCCCGAUAUUCGUUCGUCGAAGACCUCUCCUGGGAUAGUGUAAGGGCGUGCCGCCAUCCUGGCCAACCGCCUUUCCAUCCUGUCCAUUCGUUCCGGCGCUUAAACGAGAAAGGAUUAUCCUCGCAUCACCCAUUCACUCCUUCAAGAUGCGCAGUCUCUCAUUCAACUCUUUCCUUGCCCUCUCCUCACUCCUCGGCCUGGGCCAUGCCUUCAACGGCAACGCCACCGCUACCGCCGACGAUGUCGUGACCCUGGUCACCAGGGUCACCAUCACUACUUGCCCAAUUCCUCCCACCCCUCCGCCGCCAUGCUCCUCUGGGCCUUCGGAGCCGGCCUCUGACCUGACCAAGACCACCACUCGCACCACGAAGGCCACCACGGUCAUUACCACCCGAAGGAGCCACAACACCUCCUCCACGUGGACCACCAGGAUCCCUGGUACUGGGACCGGCACCGGCCCAACGCUCACCACGUCGGGCACCUGGGGCAACAGCACCACGCGCGUCACCAGCACCAGCUCCACCGUGUUGACCUCGUCUACCGGCACCAGCUUGACCACGUCGAUCUCGUCUACCAGCACCAACUUGACCACAUCAGCCUCCUCUUCAAGCACUAGCUCGACCGUAUCGACCUCCUCCAGCACCGCCGUCAGCCCUCCUGCCUGCACGGAUCAUUGGCUCGCCAAGGUUGACCAUCAGGGCCUUGCCCCUUAUGUCCCAAGCCCGUCCACCUACAAGGUCUUUCGCAAUGUCAAGGACUAUGGUGCCAAGGGCGACGGCCAGUCGGAUGACACCGAGGCCAUCAACCGGGCCAUCAGCGAGGGAGGUCGCUGCGGCCCUGGCAAGUGCCAUGGAACCACCAUCUCGCCGGCUGUCGUCUACUUCCCGCCCGGCACCUAUAUGGUGUCCAGCCCCAUUAUCGACUACUACUUCACGCAGAUAUACGGCAACCCCGACUGCAUGCCCAUCAUCAAGGCCACAAGCAACUUCAACGGCGCCUGGGUUCUCGAUGCCAACCAGUACCAGCCUGGUGGCGGCCUGGGCUGGGGCUCGACCAAUGUCUUCUGGCGCCAAGUCCGCAACCUGGUUAUCGACCUGACUGGCGUGUCGCCCUCAACUGGCCUGGUAGGCAUCCACUGGCCCUCAUCGCAGGCUACCAGCCUCCAGAACAUCCUGAUCAAGAUGUCUACUGCAAGCAACACCCAGCAGUAUGGCAUGCUGAUCGAGGAGGGAAGUGGCGGUUACAUUGGCGACAUGGUGUUCCAAGGCGGUCUUUAUGGCAUGCGUGUUGGUAACCAGCAAUUCACCAUGCGCAACCUGACGUUCGUCGGCGCCAAGACGGCCAUCAGCCAGAUCUGGGACUGGGGCUGGACCUACUCUGGUCUCACCAUUCGUGACUGCGACGUCGGUCUCGACAUGAGCAACGUUGAAGGGGGCAAGAUCAUGACCGCCUCCGUCGUCCUCAUCGACUCCGAGAUCGUCAACACGCGCGUCGGCAUCAUCACCGCCCGCCAGGCCUCGGGUAACAACCCCUCCCAGGGCAACACGCUCGCAGUCGAGAACGUUCGCCUGAGCAACGUCCAGACCGCGAUCCAGGGGCCUGGAAGCUCCACCCUUCUUCCCGGCACCUCCGGCUCGACCACCAUCGCCGGUUGGGGCCAGGGCAGCAGCUAUGCCGAGAAGAGCGGCCCCACGGCCUUCCAGGGCAGCAUCACCCCGUUCCCGCGCCCUGGGGGUCUCACCGCCGGCACCCACUUCUACGAGCGCUCGCGUCCCCAGUACUCCAACCUGCCCGCAUCCCAGUUCCUCUCCGUCCGGUCCGCGGGCGCCAAGGGAGACGGCGUGACGGACGACACCGCCGCCAUCAACAAGGUCAUCGCCGAGGCCGCCGCGUCCGGAAAGGUCGUCUACUUUGACUACGGCAUGUACGUCGUCACCUCGACCGUCAGCAUCCCCGCCGGCUCCCGCAUCACCGGCGAGGGCCUGCCCGUGAUCCUGUCCGAGGGCGAGUUCUUCAACAGCAUGGAGAGCCCCAAUCCCGUGGUGCAGGUCGGCAAGCCCGGCGACAAGGGCGCGGCCGUCGAGUGGAGCGACAUGGUGGUCAGCACCCGCGGCCAGCAAAAGGGCGCCGUCCUGAUCGAGUGGAACCUGAACUCGGCGACGCCCUCGGGCAUGUGGGACGUCCACACGCGCAUCGGCGGCUUCAAGGGCUCCAACCUGCAGUCCGCGGAGUGCCUCAAGACGCCCGGGACCGCCAUCAACCCCGGGAACCUGAACCAGAAGUGCAUCGCCGCCUUCAUGAGCAUGCACAUCACCAAGUCCGCCGGCAACCUCUACAACGAGAACUGCUGGCUCUGGGUGGCGGACCACGACGUCGAGGACGGCGCCAACAACGUCCAGAUCACCAUCUACGUCGGCCGCGGCCUGCUGGUCGAAAGCACGUCCGGAAACAUCUGGCUCUGGGGCUCCGGCUCGGAGCACCACCAGCUGUAUCAGUACCAGCUCGCGGGCACCAAGAACAUCUUUGGCGGCCAGCUCCAGACCGAGACGGCCUACUACCAGCCCAACCCGGACGCCGUCAUCCCCUUCCCCGCCGACGCGCGCUACCGCGACCCCGUCUUCGCGGCCGGCGAGAGCGGCUGGGGCCUGCGCGUCGUCGACAGCACGGACGUCCUCGUGUACGGCGCCGGGCUGUACUCCUUCUUCAUCAACAACGACAACUCGUGCGCCGCCGAGGCGAGCGGGAUCAAGUGCCAGUCGCGCCUGACGUCCAUCGAGAGGAGCAAGCUGUACAUGUACAACCUCAACACGGUCGGCGUCACCAACAUGGUCACGCUCGACGGCACCGACGUCGCGUCCUUUGAGAACCAGAGGAACGGCUUCGUUAGCACCAUUGGGAAGUACACGAGCUAAGGCGCGUAAAUAGGGUGGCUAUGGUGCGCGGUGUGUGAAUAUGCGGGGGGGUUUUCUGGAUGGAUAUCAGAUGAUGUAAUGUUUGGAUUGGAAAUGAAGGUUGCAGAAUUCUAGCAUAAACAAAGACUUUGACGCGUCGAGUUUUCUUUGACGUCCGUAUAAAUCUUACCUGUCAAUCUUCUGACCCUGGGCUUUGUUUCUCC
Messenger RNA from Gaeumannomyces tritici R3-111a-1, 3242 nucleotides. RefSeq lists its product as hypothetical. Gene Ontology annotation, molecular function: polygalacturonase activity. The transcript has 2 exons. Bases 274 to 3039 code for a protein of 921 amino acids. The record is from RefSeq and is a predicted model, not a curated record. Lineage: Eukaryota; Fungi; Ascomycota; Sordariomycetes; Magnaporthales; Magnaporthaceae.